ACUACGGAAAGCGAAAGGGUCCUGACGCCGAGCUCGUUAACUGGCUCUUUUUGUCAGACAUUACCAAUCGCCGACCCCAGUUACAGGUAAUGCUAAAGGAUGGCUGCUCUUCUGAAGAGGUUAAUGCUACAAACCUUAAGGACUGAAAAUAAUUGCAUUGGAAGGUGUUUUGAUAAACACAUUGUACAAAAGACAGUCCCAGCACAGUUGUCCCUGGUUGCUUCUGCCCCAAAACUGCCCUACCUAAUUCAUGCAAAAAGAUUUAGUAYAGUUGAGGACAGCCAGGAUGAGAGGAAAACGAAAAAAAAGAGUGAUACGACUUUCAGUAAUAUUGGAAGGAAAAUUGGUGAGCGAAUUAUUCGUGUCCUUGAUGAGAAGGGUAAUGAUUUGGGAAACAUGCACCGAGCAGAUGCRAUUAGACUCAUGGAAGAGCGAGACCUGAGGCUGGUGAGGAGGAACGGCAGCACAGAGCCCCCAGAAUACCAGCUCAUGACAGGAACACAGAUUCACCAGGAACGGCUACGGCUCAGAGACAUGGAAAAGGCCAAACUAAAACCUGGACCAGCUGUGACAAAGGAACUAACUUUUUCUUCAAAUAUUGAACAACAUGAUUUGGACACAAAGAGUAAACAGAUUCAGCAGUGGAUUGAGAAAAAAUACCAAGUUCAAAUUACUAUAAAGAAGGGGAAAAAUGCAGAUGAGCAAGAAAAUAAGAUGGAAGAGAUACUUAAUCAAAUAGUUCAGACUAUGCCUGGAAUAGCUACCUUCUUAUCCAAGCCACAACCUGUUAAAGGAGGAAAAGGCUUAAUGUGUGUUCUUCGUCAUCUGACCAAGAAAGAAGAGAAGGCACCUGGAGACUUGCAAGAGGCCCAGAAAAGAGACAUUGUGAACAAAGAAAAUGGAAAUGACAAGGAAUCAAAUGUUCUGCAUCAGUGAUUUUAAUAAAG
Molecule: messenger RNA, 947 nt
Organism: Urocitellus parryii (Arctic ground squirrel)
Lineage: Eukaryota; Metazoa; Chordata; Mammalia; Rodentia; Sciuridae
Gene: Mtif3
Product: mitochondrial translational initiation factor 3
Biological process (GO): mitochondrial translational initiation; ribosome disassembly
Cellular component (GO): mitochondrion
Molecular function (GO): ribosome binding; translation initiation factor activity
Source: RefSeq, a predicted model, not a curated record